Molecule: messenger RNA, 5624 nt
Organism: Canis lupus familiaris (dog)
Lineage: Eukaryota; Metazoa; Chordata; Mammalia; Carnivora; Canidae
Product: translation initiation factor IF-2-like
Exons: 3
Coding region: 2490-3527 (345 amino acids)
Source: RefSeq, a predicted model, not a curated record
CGCCCGCUGCCCCUAAUCCCGUAAUUGGCGGCUAACGGCCUGUGCCCGUCCCUAACCGUGGUGCGUGUGGUCCACAAACGUAGUGUCCGUGACAAGGGCUCCAUCGAGGCUGUUUGUCCUCCGGAGAGGUGGCUGCGAGCCGGGCGGGGAGGGGCCUGGAACGCUUGUUUCCAUGAAGGGCCUUGCGGGGCGGACAGGCCGCCCGCGUGUGCUGCGGACCCUGAGGGGGUCAGACCUGCAUGUUGGAGGGUGCGCGGGCCACGUGGUGGGUGGCCCCAAGGUCAAGGCUCCUGCGGCGCAGGCGGGAUCGGAGCCCCUGGGCAGCAGCCCCUCCAGAUCGGCCGCCUCAUCAGGAUGUGGGAAGUCGCCGGGCCAAGGUGUUUUGUCACCGCGCGGACGGCAAGAGAGCACGUCCUGUGUUGGAUGAGGGUGGUUUUACGUGGUGGUGACUGUGAUUCACGGCAGCGUCUCUUGGGCAGCUUUACAGACCUCUGGUGACUGUGUUCCGUGUCAUAAAUACGGCGGGAGGCACCAUUUCCAGAGGCUGGGAUGUUUGGUCCUAACUUCUCCAUUUGAACACAAAUCCUAAACCUUGUUAGGUUCGGCUGGUUCUCCGCCAGUUAGGGAGCCGGAGGGAAGCUGCAGCCCCGGGGAUUUAGUAGGGAAUGCUGGAGGAUCCUUAUACUCCGGGACGCGGCCGGCGCUGGAGGACCGCACGGGCCUCGGACAUGUGUUACAGGUCCCUGCUCCGUGGGGCGCGCGACAGCCAUGACCUCUGGGGGAGUCGCGUGCUCCCCAUCCAGGACGUGGCAGAGCUCCCGUGUCCAAGACCCGCGAUUCCUGCUGCCGGGAGUGGCCCGGCGUGGGCAGCGGCGCCCUGAGGGUCCACGUGUCCUGCAGUGAGUGGCCGUGUGUCUCCGAAGCAGCCCCUCGACCUCCCUGACUCGUCUUCUCAUCUGUCAAGUGGGCGGAGGUCCUGCAUCAAGGACCUGAGACCACAUGUUAGCACACCGGUUGACCCGGCCUGGCCCGCGGGCCCCCCAACUGUCCCCAGGCCCGUCCCCGGCACCAGCUGCACGCACCCCUUGGGGUUGGCUCCUUCCUCAGCUCCCGGGUCCCAGGCCGUGGCUCACCUGCUGCUUCCCAGGCACCUGGUUUGCGGGGAACGCUGCCUCCCACACGCACUGCCUACCGUGACCCCGACCCGUCACCCGCCUUACAUUCGUGUCCAUCUUUAGAACCAGUGUGAAAGGCUAAGUAUUUGCAGCAGGUAACGUGCACGGUGGAGAAGGGUGGAGCUUGAGGAAGAGAUGGCGAGCAUUUUUCCAAACCCAAGAACACGGCCGUUCCAUGUUUUAAAAGUGUUAGUUCCACCGGAAAUCAUGAGGAAGCGGACGCCAAACUCGGGACAUGGAGGGGAUGGUGGAGGGGCCGGGAGGCGUGGCCCCAGGGCGCGGACUGCGAUGCGGGGCUUCCGGCUGCGUGUGGAUCAGGGCCCCAGGCUGUCGGCCCCCGAGCGGCCUCCUCGCUCCCCCGUGAUGCUGUCUGGUGCUGGGAGCCCCCAUGCCCUGUGCCGACCCAGGGCCUUUUCCAAUUUUGGAACUUGUAGGUUCAGGGGCAUCCUUGGGUCAGCGAAGAGCGUUAAUCCACAGCAGGCACCUGAAAGGAACACACGUGUGGGUGGGGAGCCACCCGCAUCCCUGGUCCAUCCCAUCUGUGGGACAUGGACCUGGACGCCCAGGUGGGGCCUCUGUAGGUCACAGGACUGUGGUGCAAACGGCAGCUGGCGCUUGGGACCGGGGCCUGGCCGGGCACACCCGGGGCAGAGGGUUGUGGGCUGACUCGCAGUUUGCAAACCGUGCGUGUGUUUGCACGUCCAGGAGGGGGGAUGUGCAGGGACAGGCGGCCAGCAGGCCAGGGGCUGGUGGUCUGGGUCCCACAGCAAGCCGGUGCCAGCCAGCGCACGCAGGGCGGGAGCCUGCACUUGUUGGAAACUUGCAGGAAAGACGGCUGAGGAUGCAGGAAACCCCACACGGGCUUCAGCUUUUCCUUUUUUAAGAUUGUAUUUAUCGAUAUGAGAGAGAGCGCGUGCACGAGCAUGUGAACAAGAGCAGGUGGAGGGGCAGAGCAGGGACCUGGACGCGGGACUCGAUCCCAGGACCCGGGAUCAUGCCCUGGGCCGAAGGCAGGUGCUCAACUUCUGAGCCACCCAGGGGCCCCCAGGCUUGAACUUUUAAAAAGGAAAGAACAGUAAGCAGCAGUACUUAGGUCUGAGCUUCCCAAGGACACGGGGACCACGCAGGGGGACACGGGGACCACGCUGGGGGAGGGGCCGAGGGGCUCCCCUCCGGUGUCAGGAUGGGUCUCAUCCCCGUCUUCAGGGCCGACACUGAGGAAGCACCACAUUGUUAACAAAAUGAGGCGUCCCCCGAGUGCAGCCCCCACCUUGGGCCCAGCCUGCACCCCCCCGUCCUCUGGGGGAACCCUGCAUGCAGGGAUACCCCCACCCCCACCCCUGUGGGGCCUGGAGCCGACCCCCAGGCUCAGUUUCCCCUUGUAGCCAGGGGGGAGGGCAGUGCUACCUCCGGGAGGCUGCGGGCCUCUGUCCCGAGAACGAGCCGUGUCUGGACGCCACGUGCACACAGGGCAGCAGCAGAGCCACCAGCUGCGCCCCAGACCCGCGCCCCUGCUCGGGCUGUGCCCUUGGCGCAGAGUCAUGGACAUCCCCAGCUGGGGCUCCGUCCAGGCCUGGGAGCCAUCGCCCUAAGGCCCUGGUGGCCGCCAGCCGUGCCCGAUUCUUGGCGCGGAGGAAGGGAAGGAUGGACAAGACGGCUCAGCUUCUGCCCCCUGCUCACAGCGCCUGCCCCUGCGCUGCCUGCCCGCAACCCGGGGCACUGGAUCCCCGUGGAGUCCUGGGCGGCCCGAGGGGGGCCCCGGCCGGGGGUGGGGGUAGGGCCUGGGCACAGCGGCCGCCCUGGGCUGGCAGUUUCCAGCUGUGCUCGGACGCCGAGAGUGUCCAGGGUCGGGUCGGGCCAGCGUGGCCCUCCCUUGGCCGGGGUCACAGUCCAGCUGGGGUGGAGUCAGAUGACCUGGACAUGUUGGGGUGUGUCCCGCAGCGGCGGCUGCACCUGCUGCGGGGCCUCGGGGGCGCUCGGAGCCAUGAGCCAUCCCCGGGGUCAGGGUGCAGGGCAAGGCUCAGGCCCCAGCCCCACGCGGUGCCCAGCGCUUCCAGACGGGCCCUGGCCUGCGAGCAGGUGGUCUUAGGGUCCGCGGAAGUCGCAGUGGGAGGCCAGUCUGGUCUCUGGGGCCCUUUCUUGGCGGCAUGGCCCAGCUCAGGACGUGGGCAGGGCCCUGCGGACACCUCGGAAAGUCAGCAAGGCGGCCACGGUCCUCUCCAGGGAGCCCGCGGAUUGGGCCAUCUCCUGGGAACCCACACCCGCCCUCCAGAACCCAGCUCAGCCCCGGUUGGGAGACUCGGACGCCGCGGGGGUCACACCAGUGAGCAGACGGGUCAUUGGAAGAUCUGACCUCCUCUUACUCAGUCGAGCUUUGUGAAGUUCAGAGCGGGCAAGCAGCUUCCGGUAGCGACACCUGCCUCGGGGUCCAGGUGUAGAUGCAGCAAACUGCCCCAUUCCUCUUGGGGUCGGCUCUGGGGUCGGCUCUGGGAUCAUGGAGUGUCGUCCAGACACCACGUCUUCUGCACACGCCUGGUCAGACCCCAGCGCCCUCGAUUCAGGUCCGUGCUCCACGGGUCCUGGAUCCCGGGCACCUUGGCACCCAGUUCAGUCUGCUUUCCCAGAGCCACAGCCUUUUGUGGACGUGGGACACAGCAUAUGGCAGGUGGCUCGCACCAUGCUCGGAGCUCAGAGCCCCAGGAAGGGUCUGAGGGGUUCAACUCACCAGGGAUGCGCCGAGUUCUGACCCCGGCACCUGGUCACGCAGACUCGCGGAGAAAUGGGUUAGGAUGGGUCCUCAGCUUGGGCCUUCGUCUUUGUGAGAAGAGGGAGGCACCCUGUGAAUAGAGACACACGGGAAGGAGGCCAUGGGUCAGCAGGGGAGAGGGCAGAGGGAUGGUCCAGGAACAAGAAGGCCGAGGGUGCCGGCCCCACUGGAAGCCGAAGAGGCACAGAGGACCCUCCUCGGAGCCUUCGGGGGAGCCCGGCCCUGCCCACACCUUGGUCUCAGACUUCCCGCUCCAGAGCCCUGGAGACACGUUCCGGUGGUUCCAUGGUGCUGUGUCACAGAGGCCCCAGGACCCUGGCACAUGAUGUCUGUCCCAGGAGGUGCCCUGGCCCCACCUCUUCCACCAACAGGACACCUGGGCCACAAGUCUGCUCCUCCCUGGCAGCCCUGGCCCCUCAAGGGCCCCACGUGGCCACAGCUGUAGGGUCCCUUCGCACGCCCAGGCCCUGGGAUCUGCACACACCGCUCCUCCCAGCCGUCCACGUCCACCUGCUUUCUCUUCGUCCAAUACCACCAGGGAGUGAGCAGCAGCUGUGGGCCAUGAUUCUCAUGCUGGAGCAGAUCCUGAAAUCAAGGCAACAGUCACUCCGGGGCCAGGGACCAGGACAUGGCCAGUCGCGGGCCUCUGUGCUGUGGGGAUGCCCCUUGGACCACGAGGUGCAGGCUCCCUGAGGCUGGGCAGCAGGGAAAUGGGCAGCACUGAACCCAGAAACGGGAGUGUCAGCUGGAGAGUCCUCCCAUUUCCUGCCUUCCUGAGGAAGGCUGAGCAGGGUGGGCUCCCGGAGACUUUCCGGGAACCGUUCGGUAUGAACAGGCUCCUUCUCUCGGGACGUGACCAAGUACAGCCCAGAAGUGCAGCGCCAUCUCUCCCGCUCAGAGCUCAGGGCACCGAGGACUCCCCAGGGGAGCGAGGUUGGUGCUGUGCCCUAAGAGAGGACCCGCCAUGACCCUGGAGCGUCCUGAGCCCGAGAGGCCCCCGGGCGCCCUUUCUGUGGGGCAGUGAAUGAAAUCUGUGAUUGGAGUGAGUCCGAGUGCUAGCAGGGCACUGGCUGCCUCCCGGAAGCUGUCAGUGUUGCUGCCCCAGCCUCUCCCUACCAGGCCUGGGCGUCCCUGUACAGGCAGGACCACCCCCUGCUGCUGCUCGCCCACCUCCUCCACCUCUGCACAGACUGACACACAGCGGCCCUCGACAGCCUCUUGAUGAGGACACGUCCCAUCUCUGCGUGAAGGAAGGGGGGGGCGGUCCCCACACGAGGAGGCUCCAGGUGCAGCUGCAGCAGCUUCCUGGAACCAGAGUGGGGACGCUUUCCUCUCCAAACACUGGAAUUAAAACCCGGCCGCCUCUCCCGUCCUCCCUGUUAAGCAGCUCCUGUCAAUUUGUGGGAAUUUGCCCAAGAAAAAUGAUUGGAGUGUUUUUUUUCCCCCUCUACUUACAUUUCUUAAUCUUAAUGAAAUAAUGAAACAGCUAGCUCAUGACAACUGUGUUUUUUUCCCCUUUCUUCCUCUCAAUCUAAUUUGAUUACACAAAUUUGGAGUGUUUUCCACUGGUGUGCUGCGGUACACUCAUCACAAAGCAAGAUUUGCACUCCUGAGUGCUGGGGAGAGUUCCUCGGCAGCUAAUGAAUCACGCUAAUCAGAGAACCAUCUUGAAAAUUAAUACA